Messenger RNA from Gracilinanus agilis (Agile Gracile Mouse Opossum), 537 nucleotides. Its product is annotated as keratin, type I cuticular Ha3-I-like. The transcript is spliced from 3 exons. The record is from RefSeq and is a predicted model, not a curated record. Gene Ontology annotation, molecular function: structural molecule activity. NCBI's taxonomy places the organism in Eukaryota, Metazoa, Chordata, Mammalia, Didelphimorphia, Didelphidae. Bases 1 to 537 code for a protein of 178 amino acids.
AUGCCUUACAACUGCUGCCUGCCCAACAUCAGCUGCCGUACCAGCUGCUCCUCCAGGCCCUGCCUGCCUCCCCGCUGUCAUGGCUGCACCCUCCCAGGGGCCUGCAACAUCCCUGCCAAUGUGGGCACCUGUGGAUGGUUCUGUGAAGGCUCCUUCAAUGGCAAUGAGAAGGAGACCAUGCAGUUCCUGAAUGACCGCCUGGCCAACUACCUGGAGAAGGUGCGGCAGCUGGAGAGGGAAAAUGCUGAGCUGGAGUGUACUGUGUAUAAGAGAAUCCUGUGUACCAAGGCAGAGAAUACUAGACUGGUGGUUCGGAUUGACAAUGCCAAGCUGGCUGCUGCUGAUUUGAGAACCAAGUACCCAUCUGAAGUAUCCCUGCGCCAGCUGGUAGAGGCUGACAUCAAUGGUCUGCGCAGGAUUCUGGAUGGGUUAACUCUCUGCAAGUCUGAUCUGGAGGCUAAGGUGGAAUCCCUGAAGGAGGAGCUGCUUUGUCUCAAACAGAACCAUGAGCAGGUAAGGGAAAAUCUCAAGAUUUAG